UGGGCCGCGGCUGGGGCCAUGUCCGCGCCGCCGCCCCUGCAGAUCCGAGAGGCGAACGCACACCUGGCUGCCGUGCACCGGCGGGCGGCGGAGCUGGAGGCGCGGCUGGACGCGGCCGAGGGUACCGUGCGCGCCCAAGCCGAGCGCCUGGCCCGUCACGACCAGCAGCUGCGCGCCGCCCUGGAGGAACUGAGCUGCGCCAAGGACCGUGAGAUUGCCGCACUCCAGGAGCAGCUGCUGACCACGGAGGCCACUGUCCAUAGCCUGCAGGCUGCUGUGCAUCAGAGGGACGAGCUCAUCGGGCAGCUGCAGCCCCGGGCCAAGCUGCUGCAGGACAUCUGUCGCCGCCGGUCACCCCUGGCUGGGCUGCUGGCCGCCCUGGCCGAGGCUGAGCGCCUGGGGCCUCUGCCAACCAGCGACCCACUCCCUGACCAGCCCAGCCCACCCCUUGUCAACAACACUGGGGAGGAGGGAGACAGGCAUCAUCUCCAGCCUGCAGUGUUUGGGACCACUGUGUGAGCCCAGGUGUGCAGAUUCUAGAAUUGAGACAGAAGGCCCCAAUGGGAAUUUUUCCCACUGUUGUGGGUGUUCUUGGGGGCCGACAGUGUCCUAAAGGAGACCCCUGGGCAGAACCAUAAUCCUGUCCAAGCAUUAGAACCCACUAAAGACAUAGGUUUCAAAUGGGUAGCCCAGCAGGCGGGUACAGAUGUCAAGCUAGAUAGAUCUUUGAACCAAUCACUUUGGUUGAAAAAUUGUCAGCACUUACACAUUUCUGGGUUUCUUGCUUCAGAUUUGUUGAUGCUUGUCUGGAUCUGAGCCCGGGAGACCCUCUUCGGGUCCCCCUCGCCCUUUAGGUCAUAUGGCCCAGUGCAUCUGGUUUAAGACCUCUGUCUGGGGAAGGCAGGUAGCAUAAAUGUGCCCUCUUACCUUGAUUCUUGUUUCUCCUAAAUCAACCCCAUUCCAAGGCUAAAGCUUUUUUUACUUUUCACCCCCGAUCAGAAUUUGGAGUCUCAAGGAUUGUUUUUCUCCGUCAUUCAUAUGAAUGAUACGUUUGCAAUCAGAUUUCCCCCACCCCAAAUUUAGCCCAGAAGGAAGAGUAUGUGGGGUGUGCGGAGAUGGCAGCAGCAGGGCGCCCCUCAGCCUUUCCAUGACCAUGGCCUGGCUUCGGGCCUGCAUGCUGGCUUUACCUCUGGGUGUCACAUGACCGGUUCCUUGUCACUCAGGUUCCUGCUCAAAUGUCACUGCCUUAGGUGAAGUAACCACCUUACUUGAAGGAAUUCCUCUGCCCACCUUCCACCACGACUCCAUUUUCUAUUUUUUUCUGGAACUUCUUACCAUGAAAGUGUCAGUUCCAUUAGGACAGGUUUUUGUCUGUCUUGUUUUCUGUCACCAGCACCUGGUUCACCUGGGGAACGGACCCUGGUACGGAAAGACUUGGAUGGCUUGGCCCUCAGGGAGCCAGGAGUCCCAGGGCACCUGAGGAGGCCCCCUAGGCCAGUCCGGCUUUUGUAGCAACAAGCUCCUUUUUUAUAUUCUCCAGAGAAUCUAUUUUUAAAACUUCCUUUCUUCCAGUUGCCCUUCUUAGCCCAAGCUUGACAUUCAGGGCACUUUGCUUUUUAUCAAACCAUGGAUCCUUGUGCCCCAUUCUGCCCAGCCUGGUGCCAUGGCAACUGUUGCCCGGCCUCCGUACUCAGGGAAUUGUCACACGAGGAACCACGGAGAGGGGGAAGGGCCCAUUCCAGCCAGAAAGGUCGGCGUCCAGCCCCAGCCCUCGGGACGGUGCUGCCUGCCCGCCCUCCAUCUAACAGUGACCCCUCAGUGUAGUAACAAUGGCCCAUUUUCUUCUCUGGAAGAAUAAGGGGGGCUUGUUUGUAUAAGGGGAAGGCAGGUUGGGGCCUGUCUGUGCUCUGUGCUCAAGAAUAAACCAGAUGAUUCUU
Molecule: messenger RNA, 1937 nt
Organism: Condylura cristata (star-nosed mole)
Lineage: Eukaryota; Metazoa; Chordata; Mammalia; Eulipotyphla; Talpidae
Gene: VMAC
Product: vimentin-type intermediate filament associated coiled-coil protein
Exons: 2
Coding region: 19-519 (166 amino acids)
Source: RefSeq, a predicted model, not a curated record